Leptopilina boulardi is the source of this 12331-nucleotide messenger RNA. It is a transcript of the gene Eip93F, whose product is annotated as mushroom body large-type Kenyon cell-specific protein 1. The record is from RefSeq and is a predicted model, not a curated record. Gene Ontology annotation, biological process: regulation of transcription by RNA polymerase II. The coding region runs from base 1593 to 5516 and encodes 1307 amino acids. Gene Ontology annotation, molecular function: DNA binding. Lineage: Eukaryota; Metazoa; Arthropoda; Insecta; Hymenoptera; Figitidae. The transcript is spliced from 10 exons. Gene Ontology annotation, cellular component: nucleus.
UUGGCGCGUCACGUAUGCGAGAGAGUUUGCCUUGCCUAUAUAUCUCUGUUGAGGUGCACUAGCGUCGCGACGGUGCUUAUGGUGGUGGUAACCUUUGAAUUUUGUGGAGAGGGGUUGGUGUGUUCGGAUGGCGGCGCUCCUAGCGCGCAAGCCGAACUGGCGGACGCGGAUGCAGUUACGGGAGCGCAGCGCGACCCAACGCAAGUCGUAAACGCAUAUUCCAGCCGGAGUGGCAGGCAGCAAGGCAGCGAGGCUGGCUGGCUGGCUAGCAAGUCUCUCUCCUCCGAGUUGUGCGAUUUAAAAAAAAAAAAAUAAAUAAAUAAAACAAAAAAAAAAGUGUUAGUGUGCAUAUAUAUUCGUCAUAAAAAAAAUUGUCGAAAUCUUUUUAAAUUUCAAAAAAGGAGAACUGCGGUAAAAAUUCAAGGGUACCUGCCUUCUAAGAAGGAUAAAAAAAAUAGUGAAGUCUUUUUUUUUUAAAAAAGUGCAAAACUGAUAAACAAGUGAAGUGACACCCCCUCCCCUCCAGGUGGAAUAAUUUUUUAAGUGCUCACACUGCCUUUCUCGAUUAUUGUUAUCGAGGACUAAUCCCAAAUAUUUUUUUCCAUUUUUUUUUUUGCCGGCAUGAGAUAAGGAUUGCAUUGGUCUCCACGCGGUUCUCCAGAUUUUCGCGGUACAGUGACCUUGGGGCAUGCAUUCGUGAUAGUUUGUUUUCGAAUCUUUUUUUUUUUUUUCCUUUUUUUGGGUGCCAACCGGAGGAGCUUUAAUAAUUUAAAAAAAAAAGUGAAGUGGAGCAAAUAAGUUGGAAGAUUCUGUUUGAAAAAAGAAAAAAAAGAAAUUUCUUUUUUUUUGGGACAACGACAGGGCCAUUUUCUUGGGAUCCUCGAGCGACGGUGACGACAGUGAGUAAUUCUGGUUUGGUAGUAUAUUGCCUAUGUGAAGAGAGGUGCACGCCUUCAUACAAAACGUUCCUUCAGGAGAUACGCGGGGCAAGUUGUAUCGCGAGGAGAAAAAGACAAGGAGCACUGGUUGAAAUUCAUAUUUGCAAGAGAAAGAAAGAUAGAGAAAGAGAGAGAGAGAGAAGCCGCCGGCGAUAGAGCGCAAGCGUGCACGUGUGUGUGCGUUGUACUGUGUGUACAUAUACUAUAUAGUGUGGAGGACAAGCCGCCCCUACGUUAACCACCCUUCCACCCUCUUCCUCCCACCAUCAUCAUUCUGCCACCGUCGUCUUUUCCCUCUCUUUUCCUAGCGUCGACGAAACGACAACGACAACCAUCAACCCCUCCUGGCGCAUGUUACGUCACGCGUGACGUCACACACAAACUUCUCCCCCAAAAAAAAAAAUCAAAUCGUACAUCGAAAAAAAAAACACACACAUAACUGAGGGAAGAAAAAAAAAAUUUCUUGUAAAACACGCACUUGUGCCCCCAAAAAGAGAGGAGGGAACGAAAAACGAGAGAAAGAGAGAGGGUGAGAGAAAAACGAAAAUCAAGUCAUAUCCACGCGGGAACACGAGACAAGGACUAUAUAUAUAUAUAUAUACAACACCUGAAGCCGGACGACGCAAACACACAUCCUAAGAUGUGAUUUCAAAAAUGGCGGAUUGCCCCUAUGCCCGCUGCAUACAGGAACGCAGACACAUACGAAGGGAACUGCUGCGAUGGACAAAGAAUAUGGUCUUCGUAGUCGGUCUGGAGCGGGUAGCGGAGGAGUUGAUGGGCCGUAGGAGAUGGAAGCAAUACCAGGACACCCUGUACACCGGGACUCGCAGCGAAUCGUCAACGACGACAACAACAACGACGACGACGACGCAGCAACAACAACAACAACAAGCCCUUCAUCAGAGGCUAUAUCCAACUGUAACAACAGGUUGCAAUAUCGAUGCAGCGACAUUAAAUCAGGUGUCCCACCUGCGUCCCCAGGUGUUGCCAGCUCAAAUAAAACAGGAGCUGCUUGUUCCGAAAAUCCUCUCGAAUCAUCAUUCCACACAGGAGGAUCAAUCGGAUCAUUCAGAGCAACGGGAUCAGGAGGAAUUGCAUCGCGUCAAGCUCGAGCUCGAUCAUACCGAGAGUGGAAUAGUCACCAACAAUACCAACUCAAUCAAGAGACGAGUUCGUGGAGACGACGAGAACGGCAACAAAGAGGAAGCCGAGGACGAGGCGGAAAAGAGACUCAAGCCCAAUCAGGAGAACGACAAGUCCUCCAAUCACCUCAACGAAAACGAUCGAACCUCCAGGGACGAGGAUCCGACCAAACCCAACGAUACGGAAGGGACCAAGGAACGGAUAGAAGGAGUCGCGUUGGAGCGAAUACAAGUGACACAGGGUUUGUUGAGGGUAAAAAAAGAGGAGGAACUACAGGAGCCAGGAAUUCAUGGGAAUUCAACAUCAGUGACAAACAAUUCGAUCAAGGAGACGGAACUGAAUUCAGAGAACGUGUUCCUUGGAAAUCGGAGAACGAGCCCACCACCGGAAGAUUGGAAGCCAUUGGACAAGUGUUACUUCUGUCUCGAUGGCAAGCUGCCACACGACGACCAGGCGCCCCUUAGUCCUCAGAGUGACAGCAGUAGUAGUUCACGAUCAGCUGAGUCUCCGAUGUCAGUUCAGGUCGACCCCAUGGCGGCAUCAGUGGUAGCAGCCGCUCUUGGCACCUAUCCAACAUUACUGCCACAAUGGUGUCUACCACCGAGAGAGGCACCCCACGUCAACAUGCAAGCACAUCAGGAUAAUGCCUCAGGAGUCGAUCAGCCCCUCGAUCUCUCGGCCAAGCCCAAAAUUUCUCAGAAGAAUCAUCGUCGUUUUCAGGACAACAAUUUAUCUUUGUUGGAACAACAAAAAAUACCUCUGCGAAUGCCAGCGGGCCUCGAUCCCAAGACGAUAUUCAAUUCGUGUUAUCGGGCGAAACCAAGGCUGACGGGUACAACGGGUGCAGGAGGUGUUGCAACGGUUGGAGCUGGCGGUGGUAGAAGAACGUACACCGAGGAGGAGCUGCAGGCAGCCCUGAGGGAUAUACAGAGCGGAAAACUAGGGACCCGUAGGGCAGCUGUGAUCUAUGGAAUACCGAGGAGCACACUGCGCAACAAGGUCUACAAACUUGCGAUGGAAAAGGAAAGGGACGCGUCCCUUACAAGCACCAUUUCACACCCUCACGAGUCUUGCGUUCCAGCCACGAUCACGAUUACCACCUCCACAACAACAACAACAACAACAACUACAACACCAAAUACGACCCAAAAUGCAUCUGCAACCACUCCGCCCUCGCAAGUGGAUGAGCCGGACGAAAAGGAGCUUUCGGGGGCCGAGGAGGAAAAGGAAGUGGAGAAGGCACUGCUGAAACCAUUGCUAUCUCUCGAGGACCUGGUCAGGUUUUCAGCCCUCGAAGGAAGCGGAGGAGAUUCUUUGAGGACUCUUCUGCAAAGAGGACAGGAAGCAGGAACUGAGUGGCCUGGUUUCGAGCACGCGAACAUUGGUCCAUACAUCCAAAAGAUGUUGGCUGCCGCUACACCCUUCAAAGGACUCGCAGAGACGCAAGACUAUAGAAUUCCAGAGGUGAUGAGGAGGUUGAUGAGCGAGGACAAGAGACUGAGUAAAGAUGUGAAUGGUGAUCAUUCCGGUCAUCAUCAACAGCAAAAUCAGUCUCAGCAGCCAAUAACAAAUGAUGAUUUUAAUCCAAGUAUCGAGGAAGAGGCGAAUGACAGCGCUCAGGGCAGAGCCAUAUUAAAAAUUCCGUCCUACAAACCGGCGAAUGCGCCGGGUUCUAGUAAGAAUGGCGAACCAAACUCAGCUGCGUUUGCUCAGGGCUUCGCUGCAGGAAGUGGCGGCGUUGCCGGAAGUCCCGGUUUGAUAGAGCGCGCGAGUCCCGCAUUUUCCGGUACCAGUAGCCCUACGAAUUCAUUGGUUGGCAAGGGCGUCGGUGUUAACUUCCGGGAUGUUAUUGCAAAAAGUAUCAGCGUUAAAUUCCAAGAGGGUCAAUCGCCCGGUGGAAUUGCAGGUCAAGUCGUUCAGUCGCCUCAUUCAAUAAUAAACGAGUCGAAUCCAUUUAAAAGGGGUCGAUAUACACCGCCUCAGCAACCACAGUCGCAGCAAAAGUCGUCCCAGUCGCAAGAUAAAAACAAACCCGGAACUGGAGGCAAGGGCACGAGACCAAAACGUGGCAAAUAUCGAAACUACGAUCGAGAUAGUCUUGUUGAGGCUGUGCGCGCCGUGCAGAGAGGCGAGAUGAGCGUUCAUCGAGCUGGAAGCUACUACGGAGUUCCUCAUUCCACUCUCGAGUACAAAGUCAAGGAGAGGCAUCUCAUGAGGCCACGAAAGAGAGAUCAAAAGCCACCCGAGGAUAAGGCGAAGGAGACGACAACGACGACAACAACAACGGCUGCAGCAACAAUGAGACCUGGAGCGACAGACAAGAAACCGCCUCUGAAACCUCAGAAACCGUUCACACCCCCGGGAGGAAUGCCAGGUCCAAACGGGAUGAAAAUGCCGCCAUUCAUGGAAGGUAUGCCUCCGAUUCCGUUUCCUCAUCCGUACAAUUUUUGGGGAUCGACGCCAUUUAUGCCAUCGCCUUUUAUGGGCGGGGGACCCAACGUUCCGGGAAUACUUUCCGAGCAGUAUUUCGCGACUCAAAGGAUGCGAGGACUUCAGGAACAACAGCGAAAUGCAAUCGCUCAGCAUCGGGAUAGAGAAGGCGGAUCAGCGGAGCCGGGAACGUCAAACUCGCGGGGUUCCUCAAUUGUGAAAUCAACGCGAGAAAUGGCCGAGAGUCUGUACGAUGGUACAGGGGCGAACGGCAGCUUCCUGGACAAUCUGAUAAGAUCGAGUCUUGAGACGGGUAUACCAAGGGACCAAAGGGCGAUGGUCGAAGCAAGAAGUCAACAGCAACAGCAAACGGCUUCGCAACAUCAUUCCGAUGCUCUCAGUAGUAAAUCGCUAAUCGAUCAACUCUGCAGGAACUCGAGACGAACGCCCCUGCCGAGAAUGACGCAAGACAGCAGCGAGGACGAAAGCUACAGGAGUUCGAGCGGCAGGUCGAUACCCGAUCGACCUGAGCGCGUGCCAACUGUUGAUUUGAGUCCAUCACCUUCCGAGCGAGGUCGGCCCGACGAUGGCAGCGAUCGUCUCACCUCGCCACCAACUCCUCUCCCAGUUUCCAGGGCGAGCAGCAGGGACGACGAUCGUGACUCGAGGAUCGAUCGAAGCAGUAGGGAGCGCGAGGUCCACAACGGAGGACAGGAAGACCGGGAGAAAAAACAAUCGCUGAAUCACUACCCGGACUUACACAAUCUCUAUGCCGUUUCAACUGACAAAAAAAGUGCCUGUGAUAGUAAGCUUAUAGUAGAUCAUUCGAGCCAGAAGACUCAGCAACAACAGCAGCAGGAGUACGCGGCCGUUAGUGGUCUGGUGGUGCAAUUGCAAAGGGGAUAUAAUUCCGGUACCAACAGGUCCAGUGAUCAACCUCCCAACAACCAGCCACAGGAGCAACGCGGCUCAGCGGUGCUCAUGGAAGACUCUGUAGAGCAGUAGAAGUCAGUAUCUUCUCGUAAAGUAUACAGUUACAAAAACUACAGUAACUACAAUAAACCAGUACAGUAAAUUCCCCCCCAAUCACCCUUUGCCCCCCCCCAAAACCUCCAGAGGCUCGCCAAUCACUUCUCGAACAUCAUAGGACGAGGAUUCUAUCUAUCAUUCCUUCUGCACUUAAAUUUCAAGUGCUUCGAUCACUGGCCAGUAUCCGCGAGCAGAUAGACUUCGCAGAAUCCUCGUCAGUGAUUUUUCCCCUCAUCUCGUUUCUUUACUUUCGCUUUUUCUUUUAUCAAUGAAAAAUUAUACUUUAUCGAUUACUAAUUGGGAAUGUUUUUGAAUCAAAACCACAAUCGAUUUUUCUCAUUUUUAAUCGGGAGUUUUCAUGAAAAAAUUGUAAUUUUUUAAAAUGAUAUAAAUAUUUCGUUGGUAUUAUUUAUCCAAAAAGUUUUCAGGAUAUUUAUGAAUUUAAUAUUUCGAAAUUUUAUUGCCUAUAGAAAUGUCAGGUUGAUUAUGAAAAAUUAUUUACUCAAAAUUAAACAUUUAUUACAUCAAAUCACAAAUUGUGUGACUUGUUCAUUUUUGGAAAUAUCUAUCAACGAAUUGAACAAGUAUUUUAAAAACUAUUAGCGUUGAAAGUUUUAUUUUUAAAUUAAAUAAUAAAUAUUAAUUUAAAGUUAAAAAAUAUUUGAAAUAUCAUAUCUACCCAAUAAAAUGAAAAAAAAAUUUUUGAUGAAAACUCUCUAUUAAAGAUAAUAAAAAUAGGAAUUUUUCGUCUACAUAAUUAAUAUACAAUAUUUAACAUUCGUCAAUUUCGACAAAGGGAAAAAAUUUUCUACAAUUAUGCAAUUCUAUCGGAACUUGAAUUUAUUCUGAUGUCAUUUGAAUAAUAGUUUUUGCAAAUUUCAAAAAACCAAAGGAAUUCGAAAGUGAAACGAAUGAAGGUAAAUCACAUCAGUUGAUCGAGAGUGAUUUGUACUCCUUUAAAUCCCCUCCCCGUCUUAAGCUUCAACGUCUCGAGGCAAGAAAUCAAGUGCAAAAACGAAAGCGUACGCGAAAUGCUUACACACCACCGAACCAAAAACCACUGCGAUCCCACUAGUAAAUACGCCGCGAGCUCAGACUUUGGGGAGAAUCUUUUAGAUUUUCCACAAGUCAACGCGGUACGACUCUUUCGAUUAUGGGCAAUGUUUACGAAAAGGAAAAAAAAAAAAACAUUAAAAAAAAAAAGACAAGGAAUAUUCGAGAACCUACACUCAAUAAAUGUUAUUUACAUUCUACAGAAAUUUUGUUCAGACUUGACAUCCAAGUUACAAUCUGUUUAUAUACAAAUUGAACAAAUUUCUGUAUUGACACACAGACAAAAUACUCACACAUAACACGAUCCUAAACGAUCAUCCCAACACGAUUUGUAUACUGUAACCCUUUUACCUGAGGUGCCCUGAAUUAUCCAAAAAAAAAAAACGACCACAAAACUGGUAAAUAAUUUAGGUAGCAAAACAAAAAAUGAAAACUUUGGCGCGCAUGCGACCUUAAAUCAUUCUACCUACAAAGGGCAGAUAAAAUAAAUUAACAACAUAUUUUUUUCUCUAUCAAUGUAAAAUUACCUAACGUAAACUUACCUACUAUUAACAUUACUUAACUUUUAAGGAAGCAACAUAAUUAUAUAAGAAUAAUAUAUUAUAUAUAUACAUAUAUUUUUGGUCAUUACGAAAAAAAAAAAAAAAAAAAAGAUUAGCGACGAUGAUAAUGCGAGCCAAGACUUUUGUUGGCGCGCGAGGCGUUUUUUCACAAGGCGACAAUAUUCUCUGAUAUCUCAGUUUUUCAUGACGAUCUUUUUAAAACGGAUCUUCGCGUCCCAAAGUUUUUAAAAUAUUCAAGACUCCUCUAAAGUCGACGAAUUCACGUCUCGCGAAGUUCCAAAAACAAAAAAUAAGUAUACUCUCUUAUUAACUUACAAAAAGUCCAACUCGUGUUCCUUUAAGUAAAGACUGCGUAGAAAAAAAUAGAAAAGGAAAUUUGUAAAAAUGGGAGAAAAGCUAUAAAAAGAAAAGAAACUUCCAUUAAAAAAAAAAAAUCUUUUUUUUUUUUAUAAAAAUGGAAGAAAAUUGCACAAAUUUGAAAAACGCUCCAAAUUUAUUUACAAAAAGAAAAAAAUUUUACUGUUUUAGAAUUGAAAAAAAAAAUUUUUUGGUCUGUUAUAUAUGUAUAAAUUAAUGGGAACGUUUUUUGAAUUAGUGUCUCUGUUUUGUACAUAUCCUUUUUUCUUAAGUUAUGGAACUAUCGUGAUUUUAAUAUUUACUUGACGAGUUUAAAAGACGGCGAAUGAGGAUGUGUUUUAAUCAUUGACGUGUACGCUUAAACUAAUUGUGAUUUCCUCGUCAUUUUUUUCUUUUUUUUUUUUUAUACCACGUGAAUUUGUCGACAGAGGAUGCGCUACUGUUCUUACUGAACUAAUGUCGCGCUAAGGUGUAAAUUAUGGAAAAAAAUGAAAAAAUUAAAAAAAAAAAAAAUAGAUCACAGCCACGAAAUACUGAGAAAAAAGAAUUAAAUUAAAUCUAGACGCGCGCUCUCAAUAAUUCCGGAUCUCCUGAUCAGUUUUCUUACACGUUAAAAGUCCACUUUUUGAUACGAAUGCAAGUUUUCUACCAUAGCACAAGCGCGUAUACCGUUCUUUGAAAGACUAUUUAAACACUUCUUUCCCACUGAUUCACAUUUUUCAGAGAAUUGCAAUUAAUUUUUCUUAUUUUGUCAAUUAUUUUUCAAAAAUUUUCUUUUAUAUUUCUUUUUUUGACAAAAGUAACUUUUAUACAAACAAAUUGAAUCUAAAAACUAAUUUUAAAAAUUGACGAUAUUUUUUUAAAUAAAAUCAAAAUGCUCAAUUUUUCUUUUUAUAAAUUCUUUUAUUAUUAAAUGAAAUCAAUUUUCAAUUUUUAAUCUAUUUUAUUUUUACAACUAUUUCAUUUUAAUAAAUAGAAAUAUUUUUUAUUAAAAAGAAAUUAAUUUUCAUGUAGGUGAAAAAUAAUUUUCAAUUAAUGUGUAAAAGUAAUUGGCAAACAAGAAAGAUUGGGUUGUAAUUCUCAUGUUCCUCUUAACCGGAAUUAAUUGAAACAAUAAAAAUGGGGUGCUCCGCAAUUAGAUAGACGCGCGCUUUAAGUUAUACGAGUGGCAAAACAAAAAGUCUGAAACGCUGUAAAAUUCCCGUUGGACCAAAGAGCGACAGAAGUAAAAUGGGGAAAUAGGGAAAAAAAAAAAAAUUCGACGCGUAGAAAAGUUUCGCUAGGAUUAAAAAUGAAAAAAAAAAAGAAAAAUAUAUUAGAAAAAAAAAUUGAGAUCGGAAUGGUUCUGUACCGAACAGGGCAGAUCGAAUAGCGUAAUCGCGACAACAACGGAUUUGAGAAGAUUUAAAAAAAAAAAAAAUUGAAAAAGAAGCUGUUUUUCUGUUUUACGUAUAGUGAAAAAUCGACGCACUCAUCAUUGACUCUUAUACGACUGAAACUUUAGGCUGUACAUAACGUAAGGCAUGUAUGUUCGGUGUUAAAAAAAAUUCCUUACUAUGAAAAAAAAAAAAAUUAUAAUACGAAAAAAGCAUAUUAAGGCAAGGCUACUCUCUCGAUGUUUUGGACAUAAACUAAAUUUACAUAUUUAAAUGAAAACAAAAAAAAAAAAAGCGCAAGUUAUUGAGUGUAAACGUUAAGGUCUCUUAGGGUUAAAAAACAAUUUUAACAGAAAACUAAAGCAGCAAAGCAGAACAAGCACUAAUCAUGAUUGUGUGUAAACGUAUUUAAAAAAAAAAACUCCCCGCGAGAAAACAAAAUAACUCACUUUCGGUGUAUUCUUAAAAAAAAACUUCUUCAAAUACCUUGGAAAAUGCUCUUUAUUCUAAAUGUUCAUCCGGGUGUAUUUCGAGAAAAAAAAAAAAUGUUAUUAUACACACACACGUACCCUGUAAACUAACCACCUCUUAUUCUUGACCUUUACCUAUUUACCUGUACCCGCAAAAAAAAAAAACCCUUCUGGCCCUCUUCACCCUAAAGCCUAAAAACUUUUAAGGAACAAAUUUAACGUUAGAUGUGAAAAAUCAUAUUAUUGUACGGAUGAUAUAUCGCUAUCAUGAUUGUCGUUAUUAAUUACGAUUACGAUUCGUUGCGACGAUCGGUGCAGUACUAUUUAUAACAUAAGUCGGAUCCAUGACGGUUCACCUUUUCGUGACUUUGUAGAAUAUUUUUUUCUUUACAAAAAAAAAAAAAUCAUAAAUUUUCUCACUCGGAAUAGUUUUUCUUUUCUAAAACAAUGAAAAUUUCUUUAAAUCAAGAAACAUUAAUAGAAUUAUUUUAAAAUUGAUACACGAUUGAAGAAACGUUUCUUUGAGUUAAAGAAAUUUUUGUUUCAAUUCAAAAUUUUCUCUUUUUUCAUCGAAUAUAACAAAAAAAAAAAAAAAUGUAAUUCUUUCUAUUAAAAAAAUAAAAACAAUAUUCCGAGUGCGAAAUGAAAACUUGAAAAGUUUCAGUAAACCUUCCAUUUUACCUGAAACUUUUUGGGAACCGAAAUUUUUCAAGUUUUUAAAAAAUUUUGAAAAGAAAAAUUUCUACGGCGCCUUAGUAACUUGAAUCCAGAAGUUGAUUAUUGUAUAUAUAAUAUAUAGAAAAUAAAAGAAAGGAGCAGAAAUCGAAAUCAAAAUUCAGUUUUCAGUUAGGAAAACUUCUGGUAUAAGAAUGGGAAAUUCCAAGUUUUUUUUUUUUUUCAACAAAAAUUUGGUUCUUUGAAAGACAGUCGCGAUAUAGUGAUUGUUUUUGCUUGAAUCAAAACAAUAAAAAAUAAAAUGUUUUUUUUUUCGGAAAUUGGAAUAUAAAAUAGAUAAGCGAAUUCUUAGUUUUUGCCAAUUCGAUCCCUCUCUUUUCCAAUCAAUCUUUCAAACAAGAUAAAAAAUUGUUUUAUUUUUCAAUAUCGUAAAACUCAAAAUAUCUAUUUUCAAUAUCUCCUCUCUCUAUAUAAUCAGAUAAGAAGCAAUUUUGAUUUUCAAAAAGUUUAUAUCUAUUUUUAUUCGACAAAAAAUUUUAAUUAAAAAAAACAUUUUUUUCUGAAAUAUAUUUAUUUUUAUAUCUAUUUUUAUUAUUUUAUCAAAUUAAUUUUAUAAUUUUUAAAAAUGUCUUUUUCAGGAGAAUUGUGAAAGGAAUUUCUUUAUUAUUAAAUAUUAUGAAGAAUUGAAGUUUUUUGGUAUUGUGAAAGUUGAGGAUUUUGAUAAGGUUGGUUGGAAAAGAAUAAAGUCGGUUCGAUAUUUGAAAGAAUAAGAAAAGAACUUGAAAUGGAAAUUCAGCGAGGUCACGUUUGUAAGGGACACUGUCGAGUUCCGGUUUUGCAGGGGAGGUGAACAUUCGGUUGAAGCGAAGAACUCAUUAAAACUUAUAGUUACUCAAACUCUCAACAGUGGCUUUUAAAUACGUUUAUUUAGUACUUCAAAGCCAACAAAAUUCUCAUUUAAUUCAAUACUUUUGGAAUAAUAUGAAAAAAAAAAAAAAAAUUUCCUUGACAAAAUCGUGAUAGUAAUUUGGAUCAAGACACAAAUUGCGAUAUUUGACACUCAAUUUAAUACUAAAUUUAAUUUCGUAAAAUUCAAUAUUGAGAAAAUAAAAUUCUGAAAAUUUCAGAUUUGUUUCGAUAUUAAUUUAAAUGUUUUCUAUUUUAUUUUCAUUUUAUUUUAUUAAUAAUAAUAAGUCUAUAAUUAAUCAAUAUUAAAUUUUUUAAUUAAAUAUUUAAAAGUCAGAUAUCAAAAUUUCAACUAUUUGAAAAAUAUUCUCAAAAGAUAUUUGAAAAAAAAAAUUAUGAGAUUAGAAAAAAAUCGAAUUGAAAUAAAAAAAGUGAAAAACCGAAUGCACCUCCUUUGGCAUAUCACGAAUAAUUCACUAAAAACUGAUCCGGCGAAAUGAAUUAGUCGAAAGAGGGAAGGGGGGAAAUUUAAGAUUAGAUGAAAAUAUAUUAUAUUAAAAUAUCUGUGAUGUAAAAAAGUAACAAAAUUUUGAUGUAUAUUUUUCACAAGAUAUUGUAAUCCAGCUAGUGUAUAUUAAAAAUUACGAUACUAUUGUAAUUAUACGAGAUACGAGACAAAAUAAUUAAAAGAUUACGAGACGGGGUCCACACCGGGUGGUCAUACGGGACCAAGAUGGCGGGCAUCGCUUUGAAAAGUCGGGCCCAAUGAUUCCUGUUUUUUUUUUUCCAAAAAAAAUUUCAUUUUGAAGACGGAAACAAAAAAAAAAAUAUUUCGAUUUUCAUGUUAUACUGAACUUUAGGUUCAGCAUUUUAUAUCUUUUUUGGUAUGUUUAUCGUUUUUGAAAAAAAAAAAUAAAAUAAAUAAAACUGGAAGAUUUGGUCCGAUUAGCCCUGAAACGGCUCAAUGUCAGCUACCUCACAGUGUCGUCACGUUUGGUAUGAUUCAAGCAUGACGGAAAUAAACCUUGAUUACCGGGAUGACCCACAAAAUUCGAUUUUUUUUUUUCAUUUUUAUCUCUUUUUUAAUUUUCUUCUUUUUUUCUUUUCUACUUUUUCUUCUUUUUCUUUUCUGCUUUUUUAAAUAAUUAUUAUUUCUUUUACAAAAAAAAAAAAAAAGUUGGAAGUUUAAAAAAAAUUUUAUUUUAAUUCAAUUUUUGAUUUGUUUUAUAGGGAAAAAUUUUAUGGAUCAUCCCCAAGAUCCAACAUCGGUUGAAGAAGGUCUAAGCAGUUCCAAAUUGUGCCUAAGUUUUGAGAUUACGUUUUUUACGACUCAGCAAAACGAAAACGAUAGACGCAAAGUUUAGUUUCAAGCAAAAAAGAGAAAAUAAAAA